Messenger RNA from Aspergillus bombycis, 747 nucleotides. RefSeq lists its product as uncharacterized. NCBI's taxonomy places the organism in Eukaryota, Fungi, Ascomycota, Eurotiomycetes, Eurotiales, Aspergillaceae. The transcript is spliced from 3 exons. Bases 1 to 747 code for a protein of 248 amino acids. The record is from RefSeq and is a predicted model, not a curated record.
AUGACGUCUCCAAGCUUUAUUUUGCCUAGCCUUCUGCUGAAUCCUAUCGCCUUUGUGGAUCCCUUCCCUUCUCAGUGGCGCCUUACCUCCAGGCUCGAUGAGUACUCUUUCGACAUGAAGGAAGGCGAAACAAAGUACGGAUUACGUGUUCCAUAUACUCGAGCGCUCUUUGGCUGCGAAGAGGUUGGGAAUCCGGGCCACAAAGGCUACGUAUUGCUCUAUAUGCAAAUCCCUUUCGAAGGAACUGAAUUUGCAGCACCAGACGUUCGAGCUCAUCAAGCCUCACUUGACCUCCCUUAUUCUGCACUCGAUCAGUAUACAUGCUAUCAGACCCUGAAAAACAUCGGCUCUGAGCACACUCCAACGCUAAUCGGUUCUAAAAAAGAAUCCCAAGGUCAGGAUAGCUGGGUUCCCGGAGGUUAUCUUUUUUAUAUAGCCUUCAGCAAAGUCCCAGGAGUUAGGAUUCUGUCAGGAGUGAUCGGUGAAGGGCUUUUUUACACUCUUCCACUGUCAAAGAGAGACCAAAUCCGCGAGGCCUUCAAAGUUGCAUACACAUCCUUUGCCAAAAGCGGUGUCCUCCCAAGUUGGGAUGCUCAGCGAGAGCUUUACUGGGACGAGCAUACCGGUAAACUGUAUAUUGCCGGUCCUUUUGAGCGAUCAACGGAUGCGUGGGAGUGGGAUCCCGAUCUGUGGGAAUUCUGGUUCCUAGAUGAAGGUGAAGUUACCAAAGCAAAGAGUACGAUGUGA